Salvelinus fontinalis (brook trout) is the source of this 2751-nucleotide messenger RNA. It is a transcript of the gene hs6st2, whose product is annotated as heparan sulfate 6-O-sulfotransferase 2. Bases 375 to 1811 code for a protein of 478 amino acids. Lineage: Eukaryota; Metazoa; Chordata; Actinopteri; Salmoniformes; Salmonidae. Gene Ontology annotation, cellular component: membrane. Gene Ontology annotation, molecular function: heparan sulfate 6-sulfotransferase activity. The transcript is spliced from 2 exons. The record is from RefSeq and is a predicted model, not a curated record.
UCAGCCAACGCAGGGGAUUCUGGGAAGAACGUUUAGGGAUCGGGAACAUGAUGAUGGAAGGGGACUCUAAGCACCUAAUUGUUGGUGGGAAACACAAAAUCCGUAAUGCUUUCGUGACAUAUAAGCAGGCUUCUGUGAGAGGUACAUGUUUUCACGUCUGUAACAUAAUUAUUUCGUGAAACAUCAAAAGCCCUCUCUGUUUGUAUGCGAAUGUUGUGUGGCUAGCUUAGCCUGGUUACUUGUUCCGCUAGCUUGUCAUUGUUUUUGUUAACGAAGUGAAAGCAAUAAAGCUAGAAAGCCGUGUUUGCCCCCAACCAAGGCAGGCCCAGUGGGUCAGACUGCUUGAGUAAUGCGGUUUAGUUUCUCUCGGGAAGAUGGAUGAAAGGUUCACCAACCAUCACCGGCUCUUGAUUGCCCUGGUGAUAAGCUUGCUCUUUGGCGUGAUUGUGCUUCAGUACCUUUGUCCUCGCUCCGAUUGCCAACUGUUGCACCUAGGAUCAUUGGCCUCCAACUCGGUCAGCAUUGCACAGGGAAACCACAUUGGCCUCAGUGGACAGGACACAUACGUCGCUGAGGACUGUGCCCUAGCCCGUUUUAUUCCCCGCUUCAAUUUCACUUCUGCAGACCUCAGUCGACUCGUAGACUUCAAUAUCCAGGGAGAUGAUGUUAUUGUUUUUCUACACAUCCAGAAGACAGGGGGUACAACAUUUGGUCGACAUUUAGUGCGUAAUAUUCAACUCGAGAGGCCUUGUGAGUGUCAUGUUGGCCAAAAGAAAUGCACCUGUUACCGGCCAGGUAAAAGGGAAACGUGGCUUUUCUCCCGGUUCUCCACUGGCUGGAGCUGUGGUCUUCACGCGGACUGGACCGAGCUGACCAACUGCGUGCCGUCUCUCAUGAACACGCGCGAGCCCCCCAAGAAGCCUACAGUUCCCAGCCGGAAAUACUACUACAUCACCAUCCUGCGUGACCCGGUGUGGCGCUACCUGAGCGAGUGGCGGCACGUGCAGCGCGGUGCCACCUGGAAGGCCUCCCUGCACGUGUGUGACGGGCGCGCCCCCACGCUGGCUGAGCUGCCCAGCUGCUACCCCGGGGAUGACUGGUCCGGCUGCUCCCUGCAGGAGUUCAUGGACUGCCCCUACAACCUGGCCAACAACCGGCAGGUCCGCAUGCUGGCAGACCUCAGCCUGGUGGGCUGCUACAAUGUCUCGGCCAUGAGCGAGGACGAGCGCUGGGCUGUGUUAUUAGAGAGUGCCAAGCGGAACCUGCGGGGCAUGGCCUUCUUCGGCCUGACUGAGUACCAGAGGAAAACCCAGUACCUGUUUGAGAGGACCUUCCACCUGGCGUUCAUCGCCCCCUUCACCCAGCUCAACGGCACGCGGGCGGCCAGCGUAGGGGUUGUGCCUGAGACGCAGCUCCGGAUCCGCCAGCUGAACCAAUGGGAUGAGGAGCUGUACGAGUAUGCCCGCGACCUGUUACUCCAGCGGUUCCGGGUGGCCCGGCAGCAGGAGAGGAAACAGGCCAGGGAGAGGAGGCAGCAGAAGAGGAGAAGGCUCAGAGGGAAGCUGGGGUCAACAAGGCUGGGGAUGGGGAGGCCGGUGGCCGAGUGGCCCAGCGAUAAGCCCCAGUGGACAGAGACUCAGGCUGGGGAGGCGAUCACCACCCACCUACGACCACCCUCCCCAGAAAGGAAGCAUCAGAAGAGGGGAGGUGGAGAGCCUUUGGAGGCUGAGGUGCAGCUGCCAGACUGGUGGGGUCUGGAGGAGAACAGCACCAUUGAGGACUACAUGGAUAAUGUGGAACAGUGGCGGUAGUAGUGAGAGGACCAAGUUGGAGAAAGAGGGAAUGGUUGAGCCUUGUCUAUACAGACAUUAUGGGCGCUUCCUGCAAAUGUGCACUUCUUCACGUCCCUUUAUGGAUUUGAAAUUAAAUGACUGGUAUUAGAAAAAGGUGUUUUUAACCAUGCCUACACCAAUCCAAUGCUAUAUGAGGGUAGUAGUGAACAAAUGCACACUUCAGGAACAAGGAGAUAUGGGAUAUACACAUUCUCAAAACUCUCCACUAACAGCGUACAGCUCCCUUUAGCCUGCAUCCCAACCUUUAGUCCAUGGACACUUCUCCAUUUAGCAAAACGUGCUUAUUUCCCUUAAAUGUCAUUUGUUUUUGUGUACUACACUAACCCACAUUGUGGUCAUGACAUUUCAUAGAGAAAAUCCAGGGCUCGUCCCAAUUGGCACCCUAUUCCCUAAUAUAGUGCACUUCUUUUGACUAGAACCCCGGUCAAAAGCUGUGCAUUACAUAGAGAAUAGAGUACCAAUUGGGACAGGGUGACCACCAAUACCAUGCACCUCUCAAUUGCCCAAGCCUUCUGAUGAAACCUUGCGGUUCUCGUGCAGGAAUGUUGGUUAUAUACCAGGGAGGGGAAAUAUUUUCCCUGAUAGUCAUUUUGAUAUUGAUUUUAUAAGCACAUUUUUGUUACGGGUUUUGUUUCAAAGAGAAUAAGCUAUGUUUUUUUCCCCUUGAUGUUUUUGUAUUCAUAUUAUGCCACUAUUUUUAUGUAGGUAAAGCUGUUGAAUGAUUUGUCUGAUGACAUGCAGCUCACAAAUGACUGAGAAAGACUUGAAGUGACCGAAGAAGAAAAAAAAUUCUCACUAAAUGAGAUUUUAAUAAUUACCUCAAUCAGUAGCACAGUAUACUCACUUAUUUUUGUGCUGUCCUUGUCUCCUCUUUUGUAUAUAAAAGAAAAAAUAUUGA